UCCGUAUUGUGAAUUAAGUGGUUUACUUAGGGUUUAUUCUUUUUUCCCCCCACAAAGCCAUACCAUUCCCCCAUUCGGACGUCUAGAAACAGCGAGCCCGCAAACGCUCUCACCGGCCACCGGUUACUGACCGACGCCGUCGCUGCCACACAUCAAUAUCCCCAUAGAAACCGAUCGAAUCUCCCCUCCUCGGUGUUGUGCUGCACUGCUGCUGCUUCCUCCCUGCUUCAUUCUUCAAAAACGCGUAAUUGGUGACGGUGCUACAGUGCUACUGUUUGCUUGUUGCAUCUUUUAAAAUUUACAUCUAGUCCUCUUCUAUUAUUGGCUUGAACACUUCUUUAAGAAUAUGACUGAUUAUAAGUUAUAUUUUUCUCUUCAUGUAUUGAAGGGCUUGAUGUUAUUAUUAAUUCUCCCCAAGCCUUGAAUAGGUACAAGUCUUGAGUGACUACAUUUAUCCAGCAUAUAUACGUAAGAUGUCUCAUCACUUGUUGCGAGCAAAUGACAUGCGAGGUUCAUCUAUAGAUCCCCUGAGUAGAGAUGUAAUUCCCGUGAGGUCUAGAGCUUAUGGUUUGGAUGAUAUCUCAGGUUAUGUGUCGAGGGAUGAACCUUUAAUUGGUGGUGUGACAGCUGGAGUGAGUGUUAGAGGUUACUCCCCUCGUGAUGACCCCAUUCUAAUGAGCCAUAGGCGAGAUGUCCCUUUAGGCAUUAGUUCUGUGGCUCCCGGCAAUGCAGAUAUGAUUUAUGAGAGACCUAGUUCUCAGAUAAGGGUUGAUGGUCCCCCUUUGCACGGACGGGAAUCCAACAUUCUUUUUGUUGAUGGGCUUCCUGCUGACUGCACCAGAAGGGAAGUUGGUCAUAUUUUUCGUCCUUUCAUAGGUUAUAAAGAUAUCAAAGUCAUACACAAGGAACCAAGACGGACUGGAGACAAGGCAAUGGUUUUGUGCUUUGUUGAAUUCAAUGAUUCAAAAUGUGCACUUACAGCUAUGGAUGCCCUUCAAGGCUACAAAUUCGAUGAUAAGAAACCUGAGUCCUCAAUCAUCAGGAUUCAUUUCGCACAUUUUCCCUUUCGUCUACCUUCUGAAACACAAUGAUUGACAUUUACGGAUAUUGUGUUAUAGAUCAACAUUCUACUAGUCGGAGAUUACAUGUCUGAUCAUAGGCCUUCGAGAUCAUUUGCUUGAAUUGUCUUGACUCAUUUCGCGAAAAUGUGCUCAACAGUCCAAAAUCUAGCUGAUGUUUGUGUGUUUUUUCACUGUCGGGUUCAAGUUGUGCUUUUAUGGAUGUUCAUGGUGAUGCAGCCCAAACACGCUUUUAGUCUCCAUAAAUUUCCAUUUGAUCUCAUUACUGCGUUGGUGAACAAGCUUUUUGGUCAUGGAAGUUAACAAAUGACUUCAUUUAAAACUCCAAUUUCAAAAAGUCAUUGUAUGAUCAACGUUUUAUUACUAGGAUGUUUUGUGCACCGAAUUGCCUUUUUUAAUACAAAGAUAAUGUGAAAUUUCCUUUACUUUCCUCGAUCAAAAGAACGAUGUUGCACCGGAGACUGGAUCUGGAACAUAAUUUGCAAUUCAUGGUGCUACAAUUACAAUUCAAAGUAUCGACCAACUACAUCAAGACAAGCUUGUUAUAUUUUAUGAUGACAAAUUAGAUGGGCGAUAUGGUUUAUCAUACAGCCGUAUAUAAAAAUAUAAUAGUACUUUUAUUAUUUUCUCCUCUAGGCUCUAUCCCUUCGCACAUUGAUCAUAAGUUAGUUAUUGGGAGAAUAACAUAAAAUUUGUAUUGCAUGGAUGUGAUCGGUCUAAAAGUGAUCCGACGUAAAUAUUCAAUUUAUAAUCAAAAGUUAUUCAACUCGAAAAUAUGUUUGUGUUUUAGGUUUACCAAAUUUAUAAGCGGAAUACACGAGGUAUGAUGAUGAUGAUGUUUACCAAAUUGAUGUAUGUUGAAUUGAUGUUUACCCGAAUCAGAUAAUAAAUGAAAAUUAGAAAA
Molecule: messenger RNA, 1983 nt
Organism: Amaranthus tricolor (Joseph's coat)
Lineage: Eukaryota; Viridiplantae; Streptophyta; Magnoliopsida; Caryophyllales; Amaranthaceae
Product: RNA-binding protein 1-like
Exons: 7
Coding region: 474-1091 (205 amino acids)
Molecular function (GO): mRNA binding
Source: RefSeq, a predicted model, not a curated record